Messenger RNA from Nematostella vectensis (starlet sea anemone), 1499 nucleotides. Its product is annotated as ephrin-B2. Gene Ontology annotation, biological process: ephrin receptor signaling pathway; axon guidance. The transcript is spliced from 5 exons. Gene Ontology annotation, molecular function: ephrin receptor binding. Lineage: Eukaryota; Metazoa; Cnidaria; Anthozoa; Actiniaria; Edwardsiidae. Bases 133 to 1086 code for a protein of 317 amino acids. The record is from RefSeq and is a predicted model, not a curated record. Gene Ontology annotation, cellular component: plasma membrane.
UAUUGUCGCUUUACAAUAAAACAAUAACAAUCAUCAACCGAAAUCUGGCAGAACAUGCUACGGCCGAAACUACUAUGUGACACCAAACAAAGCUAAAAUGUGUUUUUUCAUUCAUUCUUGGUGACGAAAAUCAUGGAUUUAUACCUGUACCGCAUAGUCACAUUGUUGGUUUUCAUGGCUGCAAAUUCACCAAGUCUUGUCGAGUCGAUGUUUUACAAGUCUAUUGUGUGGAGUCCACAGAACCCGAUUUUCUCUGGAACUGCCAUCAAAUGCGUGAUUCCUAAAUCCAAGAUGACAAUCGUGUGCCCCACACAGGCCCUGGUCGUGCAAGACUCCCCCUUGAUUCCACCAAAAGAACAGCUGUACGAGAACAUCUGGUUGGUAAACAGGGGGAGUUACGACAGCUGUAAUAUUAGUACUGCUGAUAGCGAAAAGAGGCUGUUAUUGCGAUGCGACACCCCCCUGGUUCUCAAGUGGUACACGCUGAUAUUUCAAGAGCAGAGCGCCACGGCUCAAGGCUUAGAGUUUGUUCCCGAAAGGGAGUACUACUUCAUCGCUACCUCCACUGGCGACAAAAGCUCACUGGACAGUACUGCGGGUGGCCGCUGUUCAAGCUCAAGAAUGCGACUGCAGAUUCACAUUUGCAGGGAUGUUGAUGAUAUUCAUUGCAAGAGCGAAGCGCAAUGUCAAGCGUUGUUGAACAAGGAAGAAAGCACCGUCGCUCCAGCAACAACGACUCAAUACCAUCCUACAGACGACAACUUUACUGAAGGAUACUCAAGCAAUAACUUAACCAGCACUCCGGCCCCAUGUAUCGGUAAACCAGAUUCUCAUGGCCGUCGAGACUUUUUCACAGAAAUGAAGUACCAGUUUGCGGUUGGCUUCCUCACCGCUGUCUGUCUUGUUUUCAUAGUAAGCACUGCUUACCUUGGAUACCGGUUAUACCGGAAAACAAAAGAGACUCCUCGAAUGUGUUCAGAGAAUGGCCGCUUCUCAAUGCGUGCGUCAACCAGAACUACAAGCGAAGGCGCUGACUCUAUCGAUGGUGCAGAGCACGAGUUACUUCGGGAUAGCUCACAUUGCUAAAAUGGGCUGCUUUAUUAUGAGGUUUUGCGCUUCCCUUCCCUAUAAAGGCUGAACAUGGAUACUUUAAAACAGUUUAACUUUAAGUUACUAAGAAAGUAUGAAAAAAAAUUUAUGUACAUAAAAAAUCAAAGAUGCAAGUCACCAGCAUUUUCUAGAACACUGAAUAUCACUGAUUAUUUAAAAUAACAUUUCUAUGUGUGGAGAUACCUUUUUAGGAGUUGUUUAUUACUUUUAUACACGUUAUGAAGUUUUGGAAUACAUUUUAUAACGUUUACAUGCUGAGAGAGACCCCAAAUAUACACAGUUUUUUUUAAUGACACAUAAUGGUUUACUAGAGUGCUUGUGAGAAAAGCAAAUGCAUGACAGUUAAACAAGAUAGAAUUUUCAAAUAAAUAAGCUGGUUAGUUGAAAAA